AUGGCCGGCGAGUAUAUCACACUGGAGAGUCCGUCAGUUUACCCGGCGGGCGGGAAACUCCGUCCGGCUCGGCGACUUUCCACCAAUCACCUGGUUCUGCUGACCCUCCUGGUGGGCAGUUCGCUAAUCAUCACCUACGCCUACUGGGAUGUGAUGAUGCUGACCGCCGGCGCUUUGCCCUUGGCCAGAAUCGAUCCCACUGGACUGUCCAACGAAACGCUGGCCGAGAAGCUCUACCGGGAGGUGAGGAUCCUGUGCUGGGUGCUCACCACACCUAAGUAUCACAAAUCGAGGGCCGUCCACGUGCUGCGCACCUGGGGCAAGCGCUGCAACAAGAUCUACUUCAUGACCUCGGAGCCGGAUGACGAGCUGCCCACCGUGGUGCUGACCAAGCCGGACCGCUACGAGGUCCUCUGGGGCAAGACCAAGGAGGCCUUCACCCACAUCCACGAAAAUAUGCGCGACGAGGCCGAUUGGUUCAUCAAGGCGGAUGAUGACACCUACGUAUUUUUGGAGAAUUUGCGCUACAUGCUCUACCCCUAUUCCCCGGAAAUCCCUAUUUAUUUUGGAUUCAAUUACAAGAUGAUCGGCAAUCACCAGAAGAACGAGUCGUACAUGUCCGGGGGCAGUGGCUACGUGCUGAGCCGCGAGGCUCUGAAGAUCUUCGCCGAGGGCCUCAACGACACCGCCAAGUGCCGCCAGCAGGACGAUUCCGCCGAGGACGUGGAGAUGGGCAAAUGCCUGUUUAAUCUCGGCGUUAAGGCCGGCGAUUCCCGGGACGAGCAGUUGCGCAACCGAUUCUAUCCGAUUGCCCCCUUCGGAGCGCUUCUUUCGGGCAACGUGGGCAUAGACUUUUGGCUCUACAAAUACGCCUACUACAACGCAAGAUCGUGCAUGGACUGCCUGUCCGAGUACCCGGUGGCCUUCCACUAUGUGAACAGCAAGCAGCUGUACGUGUACGAGUACUUCAACUACCAGCUCCAGUUGGCCGGAAGGCAGCAGGUGGCGGAGCGGCUGCCCGAAAGGAUCAGGGAGGAGGACCUGGUCAUCCCCGAGAGCGACAAUCCGGUGACCUAGCAGCAGGCGACUCAGCCAUUGGCCCUCUCCGCCAGCCACAAUCUCUACUUUUUUCAUCUCCC
Molecule: messenger RNA, 1139 nt
Organism: Drosophila takahashii
Lineage: Eukaryota; Metazoa; Arthropoda; Insecta; Diptera; Drosophilidae
Gene: tgy
Product: twiggy
Cellular component (GO): membrane
Molecular function (GO): N-acetylgalactosaminide beta-1,3-galactosyltransferase activity
Source: RefSeq, a predicted model, not a curated record